Messenger RNA from Microthlaspi erraticum, 240 nucleotides. The record is from the annotation of a GenBank genome assembly. Lineage: Eukaryota; Viridiplantae; Streptophyta; Magnoliopsida; Brassicales; Brassicaceae.
AUGGCUCUGUCUCUCUAUACGGAGUUGAGUCUCAUGAAAGAGACGGUGGAGAGAAUAAAAGGGUACGUUGGUGAGAUUGAGGAUGAUAUUGUCAAGAGUUUCAAGAAUUCUUCUUCUUCAUUCGAAGCUUUCUUGGGAACAUGCAGAAGGCUAAAGAUUUUGAUUGAACAUAUGGUAACAGAGAUGGAGACAAGAAUCGAAGCUCAAGUAGUAUCUAAAUUGCAGAAUGUUACUCUUUAA